UAGCUGUGAAUGCGGUUGGUAACAGGGCAGCUGCUGAUGAGAGCAAGAAAGAGCGAUGGAUGUGUGGUCGGAACCAACACUGGGAAUCUAGCUAGCUUACGCGCUAACUAGCUGAACUGUAUUACUCGUACUUUCACGCUGAUGGUCAUUUUCGAAAGACUUACCCACGACCGUGAAAGGAUUACAGCUGGCUUGAAGAAAACAUCGUAAGAUAUAGCCUCUUAUACAGGUGGCCCACUGAUGUCUUCUGAGUCUGCGGACGCUUUGGGAAAAGGGUUGAGUGGGACAAACAGAAUUCUCGUGAAAAUAAACAGAAAGAAGACUGAGAAGAGAACCGCAGAGAAGGCCGUUUCUGUUCCACUGUUAAAUGAGGAGAAAGUAAAAACAGACGGAAGCUGGACAAGUUAAAUAUUACCUAGCUAAGUUCGUGUCAUUUUCGGGAUACUUGUAUCUAUCGAUAACUAUCAGUGAAUGUCUAGCUUGUAUGGAACUAAUAUCAGUCUAGCUUUCAGCACCGCGUUAGGUAAUUAGCAAGCUAGCUAUACAGGUAAUCGCGUGAUUGUUGCGUUAUUCACGUUUUACAUAGGUGUAAGUGGAUUUGAAUGCCAGAUAUUUUACUGUGCCGCCAGGGGUUGGUUAUUAGCUAACGUUAGGUAAUUUGUUAUAAAGCUAGACUAGCAAACUGUCUAGAUAGCAACGUUAACUAUAUUUCGUUGAUAACGUUAUGUGGUUGAAUUAGUCUAAAUAUUUACAAGAUACGGCAGGCGAGGACUGACAAGCUGUCUAGCUAGUUUUCGCAUGGUAUGUUUCGUCUUUGGCGUGGGGGGAAGGGGAGGGGGCUGUACUGCCAGAAUGUUUGAAUUAGGUAUUGAUAGCUAGCUAGCACAUGAACUAUCUAGCGGCUAGAUUCAUCAGUGUGAUUUCAGAAACUGCACCGGAGAUUUAGCCUACGCCAACUGACACAGGCUACGACUGUUGGGUUUACAUAUCACUCAGGUGGUGCUUAGCAACCAUCAGGGCUGUUCGGCUCAGCUUUCUUGCCAACUGGAAAGAUUCAGUCAGGUGUUGAUGCUUUCAUAUGUCAUCAAUGAUCAGUAACGAAUGAAAACAAUGCAAUUUACAUUUUUUGGCGAGGUUACCAGGACAUGAAUUGGUCUGUUAAAUAGUUUUAUGAAUAUAGCCCAUGGAAAACACGCCGAACAAAAUUCAUUGUAUUCGCUACAUUUUUUUCAUAGCAUAAUGAGCAGCUAAUAAUGUUGCUUACUGGCAUUUUCUAAUGCUAAUGGAAAAUAUAAGCAUAAACGCAACUCAUUUUACUGUUUUCGAGAGGAAAAUAAACUCACAUAAUAAGGUAUUUGAAUGCGGAAAAAUAAGAAUUCGGAAAACCGCGUCAUUCUUUCUGCAAUGGAUUUGAGAUAUUGGACUACUUUCCUUGAAUCGUUGCUGAAACGUGAGAAUGCUUUUGAACAACUUUUGAAGUGAUAAUUUCAGUUGAAAGUCGAAUCACAACAACUUGUCUUCAGGCAUACUAAGGAUAGCUUUCAGUCUUUGCCUUUUCCAAGUUAAUAGCAUUUCAAAUUGUCUCAGGAUACUAAGCAACGUUAAUCAUAAUAAAAGCAAAUGGACCAGUUUCUGCUGUCCAGCCCUGGUGGGCAUGCAGACUGGGAAUUGGAGCAGAAGCCCUCUUUAGGAUUUCUAGUUUUAGAUCCUGAUAAAGUGGCUGCUUUGCCUAAGGGGAGCAAAGAAAGUCUGGAGUCGGGCUUGGAUUUCCGAGAGACUGGAAAGGAGCUGGUGUCACUUAACCUGGAUGAGAUUCUCCAGGAAAAUGCCUUAAAUCUGGACAACCUUUUACGGAACUCCAGGUAUUCCGAUGCUGAUCGGAUCAUGUCCUGGAAUGAAAGGUCAGAGUGCCCUGUGCUGCAGUGGGAGAACCACUCCUUUCCACCCUUGCAGCUCACCGAGGGUGAACCUGCUGAUGCGCCCAAUCUUCAGGUCAGUUCUAAUGAACAAAUUGAUUUUAGAGUUUCUACUCCUGUCCAGACCGUGGCAGGCAGCGUAAUUGCUGAAAAAGACAAUUCAUCCUUUUUGCAACUAGAUUUCCAAGACAAAGUACCCAUGGAACUGAUGAAUAUUCACAACAGUCCUGGAGAACAUCUCAGUUUCAAUAAUACGCCUCCACCUUUGCAGGUUUUAGCCUGGAAUGAAGAAUCUAAUAAGACCAAUUUCUCUCUGCUGGAAAAAUUCUUGUGUUCAGAGCCUGCCUCUUCCUCCAUCUCCUCUUCCUCACCCUCUGCCCCACUUCCCAGUGGGGCUAGCCCACAGGGUGUCAGUGAGGAGCCAUCUCUUCUCUCACACCACGAGGAGAGCAGCCGCAGUCAGGUGUCACAAGGCGGAGAGACGCUGUCAUCUGAGACUGAGGACAAAGGUUUAUUCUUAGAGCUGGUGAGGGAUCCGCUCACAGUGAGUAACGCUAUCCUGGAAGGGUCACCUGAGAGCCACCCGAGCAGCCCCUCCCACACCUGCAGCUCCGCUGCCUACAGCCAGACACUGAAUGUUCAGAAAGGAUCCAGACUCGUACAGAAUGGAGCCAGCAAUGACAUCAGUGGCAGCCUUAGCUUUGAAGAUCAUGCCUUGCACACCUCUGAAGAGGGGUGCUUGAGCUCGCAUGUGGAUGAUACCGGGGAGAACAUUCCUGUGGACACUCUGACCUUUAGUUUGCCCUUGAAACAGUGCUGUGAGGGUGACUUCUGUCUCCCUGGGCACCAGCGUUAUUUAGAAGAACCCGAAGCCUGCGCAUCCUGCCCUGAUGGAGACGCCGCACACCAGGAUGAACUGCUCAGAGGCCAGGGCUUGGAUGGGGCUCUCUCAGUAGAUUUAAUGGAGGAGAAAGUUUUUCUGGGCUCAGCCCGGCAAGAAGAACACAAAGAGCUGAUUGGCAGUAGCAGCCCGACUGCUGAUGCAAUGCACGACAAGGAAACACCCGAUCCAAAACCCCCUGAGAGCACCCUACAGGAAGGACUUCCUGGUCUGGAGCUGAAUGGAAGGAGUGGAGAGGCAGAGCUUGACCUGGAUGCAGUCCUUCACACUCAGGACUGCCCUGAGGAUCUAGCCCUGGAGUUGGAUGGUUUGCCUUCUGGCAAUCUGUGGAUGACUGAAGAGACUGCAGAAGGCCUCUUGCUGUCGGAAGUGGGGGCAUCUAAUUCACUCCCAAUGGGGGGCAGUGUUUCAGAAGGGGUUGACGAUCUGUCUUCUUUGAAGGCUGUGUUUAAUGCCCUGGACCAGGACAGUGAUGGUUUUGUGCGUAUUGAGGAAUUUCUGCAGUUUGCCACUGCCUACGGAGCUGAACAGGUUAAGGAUCUGACAGGAUUCCUGGAUCCCAGCGGUUUGGGGGUUAUCAGCUUUGAAGACUUCUACAGAGGCAUUGCAGCCAUCAGCAAUGGAGGCCCUGACCCUCGGCUGUGCGAUGUGGGCUUUGACCUCGGGGAGGAAGCUGGGGUCCCCGGGGAGUACGACGACUACGUCACCUUCGAGCAGAACGAGGUGACGGACAGCGCCUACCUGGGCUCGGAGAGCACCUACAGCGAAUGCGAGACCUUCACGGACGAGGACUCGGGCGCGCUGGUGCACCCCGAGCUGCACGAGGAGGUGGAGACGGACAGCGCCAUCGACGCCGCGCUGCACGACCCCGAGGAGACGGGCAGCAGGCUGUCUCUGGGCUCCGAGCUCAACAGUCACUCCCUGGUGACGGUGAUCGGAGGGGAGGAGGAGCACUUUGAGGACUUUGGGGAGAGCCACGACUUGGACCUGCUCCUGGAGAGCCCCGGGGCCCCGCUGGGGGAGGGCAGCCCCGCCGGCCAGCUGCACUGCUCCUCCCUGCUGCUCUCUCCCAGAGCCGAUCCUUUCCCCGCCAGCUUUCAGAGCUUUCUCAGGGAGGAAGCGCUUGACUUUUUCUGUAGCCAAUGUCACAAACAGAUUAGUCGCCUCGAGGACCUCUCCACACGCCUGAAUUUCCUUGAAAUGAAUAGCUCCAGCAAGAGACUUUCCAGUAAAAAGGUGGCGAGACACCUGCUCCAGAGCAGCACUCUGACCAUCGACAGCAUGGAUGACCUGUCCCGGGACAUGCUGGACCUGGCCGACACCGACAUCACCGAUAAGGUGAUGUUCCUGGAGAAGCGGGUGUCGGAGCUGGAGACGGACUCGGCGAGCAACGGGGAGCAGCACGCGCGCCUCCGGCAGGAGAACCUGCAGCUGGUGCACAGGGCCAACGCCCUGGAGGAGCAGCUGAAGGAGCAGGAGGCGCGCGCGGAGGAGGCCCUGCACCUGGAGGUGCGCAGGCACAAGGAGGCGCUAUGCAAGCUGGAGCGGGAGAGGGGCCUGGAGCUGGAGAACCUGCAGAGCAGACUCCAGCAGCUGGACGAGGAGAACAGCGAGCUGCGUUCCUGCGUGCCCUGUCUGCGCGCCAACAUCGAGCGGCUGGAGGAGGAGAAGAGGAAGUUGCAGGACAGUGUGGAAGACGUGACAGAGAGACUGAACGAGGAGCUGGAAUCUCGCAGGAAGAUGACGGACAAGCUGACACACGAGCGGCAUAAGAAUCAGAAAGAGAAGGAGUGCACACAGGAGCUGAUCGAGGACCUGCGCAGACAGCUGGAGCACCUGCAGCUGUACAAGCUGGAGGUGGAGGCGAAGAGCGGGCGGUCCCCCAGCGCGGGGCUGCAGGAGUAUCAGAACCGCACGCGGGAGGCCGAGCUGGAGCAGGAGGUCCGCAGGCUCAAGCAGGACAACCGCAGCCUGAAAGAGCAGAACGACGAGCUCAACGGGCAGAUCAUCAACCUCAGCAUCCAGGGAGCCAAGAACCUGUUCGCCACCUCCUUCUCCGACUCGCUGGCUGCAGAGAUCAGCUCUGUGUCUCGAGACGAGUUAAUGGAAGCCAUCCACAAGCAGGAAGAGAUUAACUACAGGUUGCAGGACUACAUUGACCGCAUCAUCGUCGCCAUCAUGGAAUCCAACCCCUCCAUCCUGGAGGUGAAGUAAUGAACCCCCACUUGCUCCACCCCCGCUACACCAUGGACACUGGGGGCUGGACCCAACACACGCCCGGAUCGUGAAGUGAAGAGGGGGAAAUAGUCUUUCUACACGCUCCGAAGACGAAUUAGAAGAUGUCUGCUUUGUGCCUGAGUGUUGCUGCUGUCUCUAUGCAGUUUCACAGGGUUUGGCUUCCUGGAAACACUGUGCCCUGUGUGCGUUUUUUGAUUUGUUGCGUGUGUGUGUGUUUCGCAUUUUGGUUCCUGUGAGUUCCCUGCGUACGGGACGGAGGGGCCUGGUGUUCCUCUGGCUCUCUCACUACGUGUUACUAUUUAUACGUACAUGCGUGCGUGUGCUUUUCGCUGCCGGCCCUCAGACGCUAAAGGUGUUCAGUCAUUGUGCGCACUGUAUUGCACACCCUAUAAGUUUUGAUGAGUUGUCGCAGUUAAUGGUGGACGGCGUGAUCUCUCCACAGGUGCAUCACCCCACGUGUUAAACGUCCUCUCUGCUCCUGGGGCUCGCUCUCUUUGUUGUGUUAAUGAUCAGGGUAACUUCACAGGGAUGUGAAGGUUCACGGGGAUGAACAAAUAUCUGUUACUCCUACCUUUGAAUAUACUAAUGGGGGUUGCAGGCUAUAACAUAUCAGACAACGAGCUGGAGCCGUUCACUCUGGACGUGCAGGUUCUGCCAUAUUUAUAGGCGCCGUGAGUUCUGGAAAAGUCUUUUGUUGCCGUGUCCUUCAGAAGCGUGCCGCCGUGCCCCAGCAGCCCAUUUUCAAGCAGACCUAUUUAAAAAUGUAUGAAGCGCGAGCUGAAGCCGACCCAGAAAGCAGCUGUUUUAAGUGAGCCCUGUUCACACAGGGAGAAUGAUCUGAAAGAGCCUUUCUUACUCGGGCUUCCGGCGCUGAACGUAGUUAAUCGUGUUCAGUUUGCUCCUUCCCGCAGGUUCACUCCUCCCGGUUUGUUUUUGCUUACGUUUUUCUGUGAAGGAUUGUAACGUGGCCGCACGAGUCCAGCAGACCCAAGUGAGGGGCCGUUUUGAGGAGGAGGUGCCCUGAGGGUCGGUUUGUCCUGUGGUUUUUUUUUCUCAAGGACUCCCGUUUGCUGUGUGUGCAUCUGCGUGUUUUGUGUGUCUGUGAGGGGGAUGCACUCCAUCCCGAGUCUGUUAUCUUACAGCAGAGCCAGCCCGUCGUGGGUGGAGUUGUUGGAGGAACGGGGGUGCAGUAAUCUCCGUGCGCUGGCCCCUCUUUUUCCCAGUAACUCAUUAGCAUAGAAGAGGCAGGAUUCCCAGCAAAGGGUGGAGCAGUUUCUUCUCCAGAAAGUAUCAAUGACUCUGGAAGGCCGAGAGGAAUGUGUUUUUCAUUCUCAAGCGUCCGCUCCCUUGGAAAACCCUCAGUUUCCCUUGCUCUAAAAGACAAUGUGCACUCUGUCUCCGAUUUUUAUCUUUCCUCAGACGUGCUCACAGUGUGUAUGUGGCUCAGUAAGUGCUAACAUUGUAGGGCUUGGCAGCUUUGAGGAACAGGAAGGGUUUCGUUUACUGACACUGUGAAAGCCUGAAACCAUUCUGCCAACUUCUGAAACAAGAACCAAGCAAGGGUCAAGUGUGAAAAACACCCCAGAGAGUAAGGACUUAACAGGAUCAUUUAUAUCUGUUAUUUAAUGAGGCUUUAUAACCUACCCUGUCAGCUAAAAGCCACUCAGUCACCCACCUGCCUGUUCAACAAAGCUGUCUUUUGUCCCUGAGCUGAGAGAUGCAAUAUGGGUAGUGCUGUUCUUUGGGGUAAGUCAAAGAACUCUCUUGAAUGCUGAGAGGCUAUAAAGAGACAUUACUGAGAAAUUUCUGGGAGUAAUAAUUUGGUCAGUAUCUUGCUCUAAAUAACUUGAGUAAAUAUUUCCCUCUAUCACGCCAUAUGCAAAUGCCAUUUUCUUACAGGCUUGGAUAUUCUUCCAUAGCAUAGUUUUAAAGCUAAUAUCAACAUUAUUAGUGGAAAUCACACGGGCAUUUUAUUUUUUAACUACAUUAGUAAUAGUGUAGGUAUCUUGAUUUCUGUGAUGGAGGUCACCCUAGGGAUGCAUUCAGAAGCAGUUGAUCAGUUAAUCAGCCAAGAACACAAAACUGUAAUGCUUAGAUAAACAGGAAAAAAGAUCAAAUUUUCAAGAAUGUAAUAUUUGCAAUAACUAGUACCGUGAGGGAGAUUUAGAACACCAUACACAAAUGAGGUUCCCAAACCUGGGCGGAAGAAAUAAGAACAGACCUUCUUGGCAUCUGACUAGGUCUUUACGCAACUCCAGUGGAUUGAUUUACGUGUUCAAGAGCUGUAAGACAACUUGCUCCUUUAUUUUUUGCAUAUCGCUUGUGAUUGACACACCAUGUCUGGAAAUUUUGAGGCUGUAUCUGUAUAUGUGGAUGUAUAUUAGUGUUGACAUUUAGCCGUGGCCCUGAGGAUGUAGAGAGCUGUGGGGUUUUCCCCAUGGGAGCGAGAUGCGCCACAUGGCGGUUUGACAUAUCACAGUAUUAGGACACAUCCCCACUCCCGCGCCUAGGCACUCAGUACUACACCUUUUCCUUUAAUCAACGCUAAAUAAAAUGGCCUUGGAUGUAAAUUACUGUACAUGCAAACAAGUUUUUUCUAACCUGUAGAUCUAGCUAUUUUUUUAUUGUAAGAAGGAAGAAUGACUUUUGUUUUUCUCUGGGGAAUUUUCCCGCUCCUAUUGGAAUGUCACUGUGUCCCUCCCCCGUUGUUUAUUUGAAUGUGAAUAGACGUGAUACGCGGGAAAGCAUCUUGGUUUCCUUCUCCCAAACCCAUCCCCUUGCAUCUAUGUAAAAAGCAGCGUCUUGAAGGGGAUGGGAUUGUAUGUAAAUAUGUAUUAGCGUUUCCGGAUUCUGAAGGGAACUGAAUUCGUAAGUGUCUUGACCCAUUGGAAAUGCUUUCUGAGCAAAUACAAACGAGUAGGCAGGUUACUCCACCACAAUGUCUUACUUGAGGGAAGCUGGUGGGCAAAGUACACUGCGGUCGCCGGUGUAAUUACAGACUUUACGUUAGUUACGUUGAAGACCAGGUCUGUCUUCAAUUACUUUUUAUUUCUCUUGGCUCUUCGAUGUUCUGUAACUGCUCACCGCAAUGUCUUUGGGAUAGAAAUACAGACUUAAAACAGUCAAUGUUUGCCUUUGACAAAUUUUUUGUUUGCUGAUAUUUGGGGGCAAGGCUGCACUGAGAGAGACUGGACUACCUAAUUUCAUAAUCUAUAUUAAUCUAUAUGUGCAUAUUGUCAAGACAUAUUGGAGCAUAAUGCAUGGAGACGCAGGACUACGAAAGGAUCUCGCAUCUCAAAACAACCACUGUCUCUUCAAUAUGGGUUUAGCUACAGUAUAUCGGAAUAAGCUACAAUAAACCAUUCAUGUUAAGUUGGAAAUUGAAUACCUGUUUUAUUAAUUGCUGGAGAGACCAGUAACGCAAUUUCUGUACAAGGAGAGCAGAGUUGGUUACAGAAUUGUGAACUUGUAUUUCCAAAGCAUUAUGCACUUUAAUCAUCCUUAUUAUGAAGUUUAUUUAAAUCCUGCUCUCACUUUGCCAAAGAAUGAUUCAACUUUUGCACAAUGAAUCAAUUUGGGUGAACACUGGUAUAGUCUGUAUUGCAAGUGACUAACAGGAAGUGGAUUGUAAAAAUAUUCUUUUCCCAAGCUAUAUCCUGAGUAUUUUGAUCUUAAUAUCUUGAACUUUUGUACACAAUCUCCUAACAUGCAGCCUAUGAGCAUAGUUGUUGUAUGUCUACGUGGAAGUGGUUUCACUGACUGAUACUACCUUCACAAAAUCACUCCAGGCCAGAACUUAUUUGCUCCAAAGUGUUGGUUUGUGGGUCCAGUACUCUCUCAGGAUAAGCCUCAUGCUAGUUUGAAAAAGACUGUGAGCAGUGUCAACAUUUUUCAGUUUGUUAAAUAACUAUAUACUGAAAUGAACUGUGUAUAUGAAUCAUUUUCUGUCUGUAGGACAAAGCCUUUUCUUCACAGCCUAGCUUUCCAACACUCCAAAGAAAGUCUUCGAGGCAGAAAGAUCACAAUGAAGCUUUGCAGUAAUGACUUGCCUGUAAAAAACAUGAAAAUAUGAAGAAAUAAAACGCGUCAUUCACAAUAUGACUAAUAAUUGUAUUAUAAACUGAAGUGGGAGAUAUUGUUUUAAUUAAAUGAUCAGUAUUGUUUACUGCUGUAUGUUACUGUAUCUUUUGAAGGAAUCCUGAAAUAUGUAGGCCUAAUCAUCGUCUGGAGAAUUAUAGGUUUUCCAAUUCACUGUAAAAGGUGAGAAAAACAUAAAUAUCAACUUAUUGAAAUCAAA
Messenger RNA from Anguilla rostrata (American eel), 9352 nucleotides. It is a transcript of the gene rab11fip3, whose product is annotated as RAB11 family interacting protein 3 (class II). Gene Ontology annotation, molecular function: calcium ion binding. Gene Ontology annotation, biological process: endocytic recycling; regulation of cytokinesis. The transcript has 14 exons. The record is from RefSeq and is a predicted model, not a curated record. Gene Ontology annotation, cellular component: endocytic vesicle; midbody; cleavage furrow. Bases 1621 to 5031 code for a protein of 1136 amino acids. Lineage: Eukaryota; Metazoa; Chordata; Actinopteri; Anguilliformes; Anguillidae.